AUGCCAAAAGUCGCAGCCAGCCGAAAAUCGAAGCUCGAGUCCUAUGUCAAGGAGUUCGGAAACGACAUACUCUCCACAGAUGGAAUGGUACUGCUUUGCAAAAUCUGUGAGAAAGAGGUAUGCGUUGACAAGAAGUUCCAGGUAGUGCAACACGUCAAAGGUGUCCUCCAUAAAUCAUUAGCUGAGAAGAAGAAAAGAUCUUCUUCAUCAAGCUUGGUGCAAUUGACAACACUGAAUCGCGCAUCAGGGAAGCUGUCCCAAUUCAAUAUGGAUCUUUGUGAUGCCUUUGUCUCGGCCGGGAUUCCGCUGUGGAAACUUGAGAAUGAAAAGCUCCAGAACUUCCUCCGGAAUCACGCUAGGCAAGAGGUCCCAUCUUCUUCGACUCUUCGAAAGGGCUACCUGCGAAGUAUAUACGAGGAUAAGCCGGAAUACAUCAGAAGUCGCGUCGCAGGAAAAUAUAUUUGGAUCUCGAUUGACGAGAGCACUGAUGCCGUGGGUCGAUUCAUCGCUCAAACCAUAGUCGGAACACUGGAUACCUCGGAGAGUGAAAGAUUCCUCUUGCAUGCGGAAUGUUUAGAUAAGACGAACAGUUCGACCAUUUCCCAAGCCUUCAUGAAUUCACUGAGCUUACUGUGGCCUACCGGCGUUGAGCACCAGAGAGUUCUGCUCUUCGUUACAGACGGAGCAGCCUAUAUGAAGAAAGCGGGCUCGGCUUUGAAGGUGAUUUUUCCAAAGAUGCUGCACAUCACCUGUGCGGCUCAUGCCGCUCAUCGCAUCGCUGAGGAAAUAAGAUCAAAUUUCCCCGACGUGGACAGGUUGAUCUCCAAUGGUAAAAAGAUCUUCCUAAAGUCUGCUUCCAGGGUUACGAUCUAUCACGAGCAAGCCCCUGGGAUUCCAUUGCCACCGCAGCCAGUCCUAACGAGGUGGGGCACUUGGUUGAAUGCCGCUAAUUUUUACGCUGAACACUUCGAGCGAUUCGCGGAAGUGGUUCACGCUCUCGACGCGAAUGAAGCGGCGAGCAUCAGAGAUGCACAAAACUUACUGAAAAAAGCUUCAGUAAGGGAGAAUCUGGCCUACAUCAGAGCUCAUUUCGGGUUCCUCCCUCGAGCCAUCGAGACACUCGAAGCCCAGUCAGCUCCACUUGUCGAUAGUCUCGGCAUCUUCGACGCGAUGAUCGAAGACCUCAAGAAGGCCCCUGGUGACGUUGGGCGAUGCAUCCGAGACAAAAGCGAAGCGUCUGUGGCUCGGAACGGUGGUUUGAACACCUUAAGAAAAAUCGCGAGUGUUCUCCAGGGAGACCACAGUGCAGAUGGAGUCCCUGGGUUUGGACUCAUCUGA
Messenger RNA from Galendromus occidentalis (western predatory mite), 1338 nucleotides. RefSeq lists its product as uncharacterized. Gene Ontology annotation, biological process: regulation of transcription by RNA polymerase II. The record is from RefSeq and is a predicted model, not a curated record. The coding region runs from base 1 to 1338 and encodes 445 amino acids. Gene Ontology annotation, cellular component: nucleus. NCBI's taxonomy places the organism in Eukaryota, Metazoa, Arthropoda, Arachnida, Mesostigmata, Phytoseiidae. Gene Ontology annotation, molecular function: double-stranded DNA binding. The transcript has a single exon.